Molecule: messenger RNA, 284 nt
Organism: Ochotona princeps (American pika)
Lineage: Eukaryota; Metazoa; Chordata; Mammalia; Lagomorpha; Ochotonidae
Product: major allergen I polypeptide chain 1-like
Exons: 2
Coding region: 9-284 (91 amino acids)
Cellular component (GO): extracellular region
Molecular function (GO): steroid binding
Source: RefSeq, a predicted model, not a curated record
GCUGUACCAUGAAACCGGCUGGUUCCCUGGUGCUGCUGCUGGGUGCAGCAUUGCUCCUGACCUCCUGGACCAAUGGCGACAUCUGCCCGGCUGUGGAGCAGGACAUCCAGCUGUUCCUGACUGGCCCUGUCGAUGACUACGUUUCCUAUGUGGGGAAGUAUAACAGCAACCCGCUAGUGCUGGCCAAUGCACGGAUGCUGAAGAUGUGUUUGGACAGCAAACUGACCGAGGAGGACAAGAAGUACGCUAUGAGUGCCGUGGUGAGUCCAGUCUGGCUGGCCUGA